AUGGUCGCGUUGAAAAAUGAGCUUCCAAGUAUUUCCCAGCACGAGGAAUCUACCGAAAGAUCCUUCUCGCGCAACGAGAAAUACCGGGGAGACCAAAUCUCGGAGUCGCAUCCUAAGCACGUCAAUUUGAAUGCAAAUCUUGAGGCAAAGAUACAGAAUCCCCUCGCGGGUAUCUCAGAGCAUCUUCUCCUUCAUGAAGUAGAUGAUUUCGCCAUCGAGAAAGGACUUACAGACAUACUGCCAUUGUUAAGAAAAGGUGCACUUGUGGCAAGAGAUCCAUCAAAUUACGAAGAUAUAACUGGAGAAGAAAAAUUGACCGACGACGAGAUUGAAGCUUUACAAGAUGAGGUCUUACAUAAAUGGAGACAGCCGACGUCGCUUUACUAUACCAUAAUAUGCUGUUCUAUAGGUGCUGCUGUUCAAGGAUGGGAUCAAACAGGGUCCAAUGGCGCAAAUCUAACAUUUCCACAAUAUUUUGGUAUCGAUUCGCAUUCCACUCGACAUUCAUUACUCGUUGGAAUGAUUAACGCGGCGCCAUAUAUCGGAUCCGCAAUCGUUGGUUGCUGGCUUGCUGAUCCUCUCAAUAACUGGUUUGGUAGACGUGGAACUAUUUUUGUUUCCGGGAAUCUCUGCCUCUGGACAGUCUUGGGCUCGGCAUUUUGCCAUACAUUACCACAACUUUUGGUUUGCAGGCUUCUUUUAGGGUUUGGAAUGGGAUGUAAAGCGAGUACAGUGCCUAUUUUCGCAGCUGAAAACUCACCUGCUGCUAUCCGUGGUGCUUUGGUUAUGAGCUGGCAAAUGUGGACAGCUUUUGGAAUCUUCCUUGGAUUCUGUGCUAAUCUCGCGGUGGCAAACGCUGGUCAUAUUGCCUGGCGUCUCCAAUUGGGCUCUGCGUUCAUUCCAGCGGUCCCGCUGGUGUUAGGAGUCUAUUUCUGCCCAGAAUCUCCAAGAUGGUACAUGAAGAAAAGGAGAUAUCAUGAAGCAUACGCAUCUUUGCUGCGACUGCGGAAUAAACCUAUCCAGGCUGCCCGCGAUCUCUACUACAUCCAUUCGCAGUUGGAACUAGAGGCAGAAAUCAUUGGACGAAACACUUACUUGACACGCUUCGUUGAACUUUUCACGAUCCCAAGAUUACGCCGCGCAACUCUUGCUUCUUUUACCGUCAUGAUGGCUCAACAGAUGUGCGGAAUUAACAUAAUUGCAUUCUAUUCCUCGACUGUGUUUGUCGAGGCUGGCGCUACACGCACUCAAGCCCUCAUCGCAAGUUUUGGUUUUGGACUGGUCAACUUCGUAUUUGCCUGGCCGGCUAUUUGGACUAUCGACACUUACGGAAGGCGUAGUCUUUUGCUCUUCACAUUUCCAAAUAUGGCGUGGAGCUUGUUGGCUGUGGGUCUAUGUUCGCUCAUAGACUCUAACAGUAAAGCACACUUGGGCCUAAUGGCAUUCUUUAUUUAUGUCUUCACAUGUUUCUACAGCCCGGGAGAAGGUCCUGUUCCGUUUACAUACGCUGCAGAAGUAUUUCCACUUUCUCAUCGUGAGGUGGGUAUGGGGUGGAGUGUAGCCGUAAAUCUCUCCUGGGCAGCUAUAUUGGGUAUCACCCUUCCUAUGAUGAAAGACAAGAUGCGCAUCAUCGGCGCUUUCAGCUUCUAUGCUGGAUUAAAUGUUAUUGCUUUUAUUAUGAUAUUUCUCUGGGUGCCAGAGACAAAACAGCGGACGCUAGAAGAAUUGGAUUAUGUUUUUGCAGUGCCUACGAGAAAGCAUAUGCAUUAUCAGCUUACCAAAGCUCUUCCUUGGUGGAUCAACCGUUAUUUGUUGAUGAGAAGAAACACACCAAGCCUUGAGCCAUUAUACCGGUUCGAAGGUCCCGAAAGACUGUCAAACCUGGAUCAUAUUUACACGCAUAAACUACCGACAAAAGCUGUAACUCGCAAUCCAAAGCACACCGUGACGAACGUAUAG
This is a messenger RNA of Glarea lozoyensis ATCC 20868, 1959 nucleotides long. Its product is annotated as MFS general substrate transporter. Gene Ontology annotation, molecular function: myo-inositol:proton symporter activity. The coding region runs from base 1 to 1959 and encodes 652 amino acids. The transcript is spliced from 7 exons. The record is from RefSeq and is a predicted model, not a curated record. NCBI's taxonomy places the organism in Eukaryota, Fungi, Ascomycota, Leotiomycetes, Helotiales, Helotiaceae. Gene Ontology annotation, biological process: transmembrane transport. Gene Ontology annotation, cellular component: membrane.